Messenger RNA from Linderina pennispora, 1392 nucleotides. RefSeq names its product NAD(P)-binding protein. NCBI's taxonomy places the organism in Eukaryota, Fungi, Kickxellomycota, Kickxellomycetes, Kickxellales, Kickxellaceae. Bases 161 to 1042 code for a protein of 293 amino acids. The transcript has 2 exons. The record is from RefSeq and is a predicted model, not a curated record. Gene Ontology annotation, cellular component: mitochondrion.
GCACAAGAGAGCGUGCCGCGCAUCGCUCAGCAGGCAUGAAAGCACGAGCCGCUGCUGCUCGGACAAACGGAGGAACAGCAAGGCGUGCUUGAUACUACCGCCACCUGCUCUUCUCUGCUCCAUCUUCUGCUUCUAUACUCUAACAACCAGGACUCCACCAAUGUCGCUCGCAGGAAAGGUUCUAUUCAUCACUGGCGCCUCCAGAGGCAUCGGCAAGGCCAUCGCCCUCCGCGCUGCACGGGAUGGGGCAAGCGUUGCCAUUGCGGCCAAGACCGCUGACCCGAACCCGAAGUUGCCAGGCACCAUCUACUCGGCCGCCAAGGAAAUCGAGGCUGCCGGAGGCAAGGCGCUGCCUAUCCAGUGCGAUAUCCGCGAUGAGACCAUGGUUCAGGAAGCAAUUGCCAAGACUGCUGACACAUUCGGCAAGAUCGAUAUUGUGGUCAACAACGCCUCGGCGAUCAGCCUGACGCCGACCGAGAAGACCGACGUCAAGCGCUACGACCUGAUGCACAGCAUCAAUGGCCGGGGCACCUGGCUUGUGUCGAAGCUGGCGCUACCGUACCUGAAGAAAUCCGAUAAUGCGCAUAUUCUGAACCUGUGCCCGCCGCUGGCGAUGGAGGAGAAGUGGUUUGCGCCGUUCCCUGCGUACACGAUCGCCAAGUACAACAUGUCGCUAUGUGUGCUCGGCAUGGCUGGCGAAUUCCGCAAGCAUGGGAUUGCGGUCAAUGGCCUGUGGCCGCUGACGCUGAUUGAGACCGCUGCGCUGAAGAUCGCUGCUGACGGCAUGGGCGAGCGCAAGUCGCGCAAUGCCGAGAUCAUGGCUGACUCAGCCCAUGUUAUCUUGACGAAGAACUCGCGCGAGUUCACUGGCAACUUCUGCCUCGACGAGUUGCUGCUGCGCCAGCACGGCGUCACUGAUUUUGGGCAGUACAACAACACGCCAGGCACCAGGCUUGAAGAUCUAACGCUAGACUUCUUCCUCCACUCGAAGCAGCUCGAGGAUCUCUAUGCGCUGCGCAAACAGCAAGGUGCCGAGCACUAGACAUUUUUUCAGCCACCUCUGCUUUUAGCGCAUGUCGCUAGAAAAUAGCUUUGGCCAUUAUGAAUAGCAGUCCAUAAUAUCGACGGAAUGCAUGAAGUGGUCUAACUAAUGGUCCUGUGGCUGCGGAAUACCAGUGGCCCAGCCAAUCGAUAGUCUUCAAAGGUUUCCUGCAAAUAUACAAGUGAUGGUGGAUGCUGAGGUUCGUCAGCUGCAACAAAAGUUUAAGCAGUUUGCGACACUGAGUGUCUUCCUUUUGCUCAGGAAUGACGAGAAGCCACUAGAGUUUACCAAGAUCGCAAACACCUUUGGCCGCAGUGGUGCAGGCCUGACGCAGAGCGACUUGGCGAUAU